AAAAAUAUCCAACUUUCUGCCUUCCACCAACACUGCCACUCCGCGUCUUAAAGGCUUUUACCUUCCCUUCACACCCAUCGGAGCUAAUUGUCAUUUCUUCUAUCAUACCCUCUUAAAAUCGACAUCGGCAGAAUACCCAUUGAGCUGAAAUGCCCGCUGCCACUGCCACCAACGGUCGCUCCAGUAGGUCUGGACCCUCUUCGAAAGGGGUCGUCGUCCUCAAGCUCUCGCCAGACUUGUUAAGUCGCUUUGCCAGUCCUCCGCCCCCAGAGGUCAAAGACAGGAAGAGCAACAUUAAGGACGAGGAGUCCAGAGCCUCCUCCCCCGUCAAGGAGAAGGAACCCUCCUCCCCGGCGUCAUCUUUCGUGGAAGCGCCUAUCCAUCCGUCCGACAAUGCAUCGGAUGCUGCAUCUACACCGGCUGCGGGCACCUCAGCUGCUGACACCCCCCGUCGCAAAGGUGUACCUGGUCCCAAGCCUGGAGUCAAACGAAGUCUGAACCAGACGAGCGAGACAACGCCUAAGCCGAGAGGGAAGCCUGGUCCGAAGAAGAAGCCUAGACUUGACGACGGUGCCUCCGAACCCGUCAAAAUCGCAGCAUCCCAUAGGCUAGGACCCAAAGCCAACACCGGCGCCAUUAAUGCUGGCCUUCGCGCCCUUGAUCGUUCGGGUGCUCCAUGCCGUAAAUGGGAACGCAAGUCCUUGCAACUGAAGAGCUUCACUGGCAUCCAGUGGCAGCUACCGACCUGGCGAACUCCUCGACCUCAGAAAACAGACGACAAUGGCGAAAUCAAGGAGUCUGUCCUAGAGACCGGUGAUAGCGAUAGCAAGGCGAAUCAAAGCGCCAGCGGGGUUCCUAGCGAGAAGAGCAACUCUGGCGACGGAGACCUAACUCCGGUCCCUCCGAAUAUCGCAGAGGCAUCUUCACCUGCCAUUGCCAUGGCCGCAUAGGCGCAACCCCCAUAAUUUGACUCGGCUAUCACCCUUCGUGUACAUUAAUUUCAGUCUACCUUUU
Molecule: messenger RNA, 1014 nt
Organism: Aspergillus nomiae NRRL 13137
Lineage: Eukaryota; Fungi; Ascomycota; Eurotiomycetes; Eurotiales; Aspergillaceae
Exons: 2
Coding region: 150-950 (266 amino acids)
Biological process (GO): chromatin remodeling
Cellular component (GO): Ino80 complex
Source: RefSeq, a predicted model, not a curated record